Molecule: messenger RNA, 1373 nt
Organism: Pocillopora damicornis (cauliflower coral)
Lineage: Eukaryota; Metazoa; Cnidaria; Anthozoa; Scleractinia; Pocilloporidae
Product: bifunctional peptidase and (3S)-lysyl hydroxylase Jmjd7
Source: RefSeq, a predicted model, not a curated record
AUUUCUCUCUUCUUAGGAAUACUUUGCUCGGACGAUCUUUCGAUUAGAGCAUAUAACCAUGAGAUCUCUCUCUUGGCUUCUCUUUACGAUUUUCAGUUUGUUAUCGUCGUGUUUAGUGCUCGUGAGAACUUCAGAAACCGACGGAGUCGAGACCCAAGAUAGCGCUUCAAUACCCGGUCAUCUAGAACCGCUUGGUUCAAGAAACACAAAGCACUCUUUGGAAGUAAUCCAGAAUUAUCCCGACCCAAAAACCUUCUUUGAGACAUAUGUGGUUCCUAGCAAGCCAGUUCUCAUUCAAAACGCCGCAAAAUUGUCGACAGCCUUUUAUAAAUGGAGUGAUGAAUACUUCUUGUCUCGUCCCGAAGCGAGCAAAGAGAAAAUACAAGUAGAGAAAAGAAAGAAAGAGGAACGGACAGCACCUUACGAGGAAAUUCCCUUCAGCGAAUUCGUUGAGGGUUACAAGGAGAAAGAUAUCUAUAUGGUGAGCUCUGUUCCCGAGUUUAUGAAAAGCGAUGUUCUUCUUCCCUCUCCUUUGUUGUGCCGUGAUGUAACAGAAACGUCAGACAUGUUAACUGAUGCUGUGAUGUGGUUUAGCAGCGGAGGAACUAAGUCUGUUCUACAUUUUGACGAUGGACUGGAAAACAUCAACUGCUUGUUUGCUGGAACAAAGGAAUUAUUAUUCAUAGAUUAUCACAAGUAUAAACAUGUGGUUCCCAUCGACUUCCCGGAAGGAAGAUACUCUGGUGUUGAUGUUGAUAGGUUUCACCAAGUUCGUUCAUAUGAUCGCAACAUAGCAGUUAAUCUAUGGUGGCAGCAUAAAGCAAACUUCGUUCCAAAGGAUUGUGAAGGAAUGGAACAAAAUCAAACCCUGGAAAAAUUUACGUUCACCACUCUAGAGAAACUCAUCGAACAACCAGAGGAAACUUUGAUGAAUCAUUUGAAACACUUUCUCAGCAAGAAUGACCACAUUUCAUUCAAGACAUUUGUCAAAAAACUAAGAAAGGAUCCUUAUUUUGGUAAUAAUAACAUCUUGACGUGGACCGAGGACAUGAAAUCAACAACCAAAAAGCUCUUCAAAUUGAUGGACACAGACGAGGACAAGUCUUUCUCUUCGGCUGAUCUUGAAGAACUAGUAAAAGCUGAUGAUGAAACCAUACGCGCCCUGACAAAUGAAUACUUCAGGCUUGGUGACCUGAUGGAGCACGCUCAGGAGAAACUUCAAGAAAACAAUGAGUUGUAUGAAGAGGAUUAUGAAGACGGUGCAGGAGAUGGAGAUUAUGACAUUCAGCCAGUGAAAAGGUCUGGAAAACAAAACUCCAAAGAGGAACUUUGAGGAACAGUUUAGAUAUGAAAUAAACAACUUUUUCAUAGCA